Capsella rubella is the source of this 729-nucleotide messenger RNA. Its product is annotated as cyclic phosphodiesterase. The coding region runs from base 58 to 603 and encodes 181 amino acids. Gene Ontology annotation, molecular function: 2',3'-cyclic-nucleotide 3'-phosphodiesterase activity. Gene Ontology annotation, biological process: cyclic nucleotide metabolic process. The record is from RefSeq and is a predicted model, not a curated record. NCBI's taxonomy places the organism in Eukaryota, Viridiplantae, Streptophyta, Magnoliopsida, Brassicales, Brassicaceae. The transcript is spliced from 3 exons.
UUGCUGGGAUCAAAUUAAUUUAGCGUUUGCAAUUGCAUUUCUAAGUCAAACCGAUCCAUGGAGGAGGUGAAGAAGGAUGUGUAUUCGGUGUGGGCAUUACCGGAUGAGGAAUUGGAGCCGCGGUUCAGAAAGCUAAUGGAAGCUCUGAGUUCUGAGUUCACUGGCCCAAGAUUCGAUCCUCACGUCACCGUCGUCGGAGCCACUAGUCUGACUGCAGACGAAGCAAAGAAGAUGUUUGAAGCAGCUUGCGACGGUAUUAAAGCUUACACCGCUACCGUAGAUAGUGUCUCUACCGGGACUUUCUUCUAUCAAUGCGUUUACUUGCUUCUCCAAUCCACUCCAGAGGUAAUGAAAGUUGGUGAACACUGUAAGAACCAUUUCAAUUGCUCCACCUCCACACCUUACAUGCCGCAUUUGAGCUUGCUUUACGCCGAGUUAACAGAAGAAGAGAAGAAGAAAGCUCAGGAGAAAGCUUACACAGUCGAUAACACCCUUGAUGGCCUGAGUUUCCGGUUUAACCGACUCGCUCUAUGCAAAACCGAUACUGAAGACAAGACUCUAGAGUCAUGGGAGAGAGUGGCUGUAUGCAAUCUCAAUUCUUAAGAAAGACAACAAAGUGUUUGGUUCUGAAACUGUAAUUAAAAUGUCUUAAUAAACUUGCUUUUGAACAAUGUCUGAUGAUGUAUCGUCUCUAAGAUUGAUAUAAUGCUACAAUGCAACUCCCCGGCA